Molecule: messenger RNA, 687 nt
Organism: Acanthosepion pharaonis
Lineage: Eukaryota; Metazoa; Mollusca; Cephalopoda; Sepiida; Sepiidae
Source: the annotation of a GenBank genome assembly
AUGCCCUUUCUUUCUUUCUUUGAUUCUUUCUUUCUUUCUUUUUUUAUCCUGUCUACAGAUACAUUCUCUUUCUUUCUUUCUUUCUUUCUUUCUUUCUUUCUUUCUUUUUUAACCUGUCUACAGCUUCAUUCUCUUUCUUUCUUGCCUGCUUUCUAUUUAAUCCUGUCUACACAUCUAUUCCCUUUCUUUCUUUUUUAUGCAGGUGCAGAUACAUUCUAUUUCUUUCAUUCUUUCUUUCUUUCUUUCAUUCUUUCUUUCUUUCUUUUUAUCCUGUCUCCACAUCAAUUCUCUUUCUUUCUUUCUUUUUUAUCCUGUCUACAGAUGCAUUUUCUUUCUUUCUUUUUAUAUGUGGCUUCACAACUAUUUUCUUUCUUUCUUUCUUUCUUUCUUUCUUUCUUUCUUUCUUUUUAUCCUGUCUACAGAUACAUUCUCUUUCUUUUUUUCUUUCUUUCUUUUUUAAACGGUCUACAGAUUCAUUCUCUUUCUUUCUUUUUUAACCGGUAUACACAUCUAUUCCCUUUCUUUCUUUUUUAUGCAGUUACAGAUACAUUCUAUUUCUUUCAUUCUUUCUUUCUUUCUUUUUAUCCUGUCUCCACAUCAGUUCUCUUUCUUUCUUUCUUUUUUAUCCUCUCUACAGAUGCAUUCACUUUCUUUCUUUCUGUCUUCCUUUCUUUCUUUCUUUUUUAA